CCUGGCCUAAUGUCGUAAUCUGUUUUCCCAGGAAAGGAAAGAGACUUUUCUUCUGGCCAAGAUAAAAGACAUAAGAAGCCACUCAAGAAACAUCGACAGCCCUGCAGAGUCAAGUUCCUGAACAGGAAGAUAAAAUGGAGAGAGAUACCUCAAGAGAAAAUACAAGUGGCACCCUCUCAAGGACACACCGAUCUUUAGUACGUUUUCCAAGUACUGAAAAUUCAUAUAGCACAGCACUGCCGUUGUCACUGUCAUCCACCAGUGAAAUACCUCUCGGUUGCUAUCUGUCUAACUUUGAGAUUACUGGAAUAGCUCUAUCAGCAAGGGGAUCAAAGUCUUCUAAAUCAAUUACAGCGGAACACUCAGAUAUCAACUUGGAAAAAGUCAUAGCUCCAAAGAAGAAGACACUGUUGAUUACUACUUCUGAGCCACCUGUGUUGGGGCAAGGGGAGGAUUAUUUCCUAUCUUUGUUUUCCGCAUCAAAGAAACUUAUUAUACACUCAUUCGCUACCAGGAAAACUUGGAAGCACUUUUCUAUGAUUCUUGAAGAAGUGGGCCCAUCUAGAUCCAGUGCUUUUGGAGACAUUAAAAUAAUUGAAGUGAAUGAUUUAUUUGUGAAGCUCAUUAACUCUUCCCCUAACCAAGAACUGGAGAUUGGAAAUCACAUUCUCCAGCAAAAUAUCAAUGGAAAACCAGAUUCUCUGUACCAUUUUCCUCCCAAUAUCACAUUGCAGGCCAAUUCCACAGUAACAGUCUGGACAGCAGCAUCUGAAGGAAAGCAUCAACCACCAUCAGAUUUUCUUUGGAAGGAAAAAGAGAAGUUUAAAACCAGCCCAAAUUCUACAACCAUUCUGUGCAAACCUAAUGGUGAUGCCAUUGCCUGGUGCACUCCUAUUCACUGGAAGCAAGCAUGGGAGAAAUUAGAGACUGAUAUUGAAUUUCAGAGAUGCUCGGUAGUAAAUGCAGCAUCUCAAAAGCACAUGUUUCAUUGGCCAAAAGCUACAACUACAUCUAAAGAAACACUUGAUCAACUUUAUACUGACAUCGAAAACUACCAGAUGGAACAAAUUCCGGUUUUUCUUAAGAGAGAAAAAAAAAUCCCACCAACUCUUGUCAUGAGUCGUAGCCCUUGGUGCCACAGUCCCGACACCUCUGCACACCCCUACUGUCCUCUGAUCGAACCUCAAGACGUGAGUGGAAGCAGCUUAAAUGAUCUUCCCAAGUCUCAGUCAGCCCGGACUCAUGCAGACAUGGAAGCCCAGGAAUCUAUUAAAUUUGGUAAAAAAAUGUGUUCUACCGUCCUGUUUUCUGCGGGGAGAAUCAUAAAGACUCAUCACAUAUGAUCAAUAGAUGAGGACUCCCACUAGAAUGAGAAGAACACCACGACAGAUUUGAAGCUGUGAAUAAAGGCCCUACCUUGGUGAGUUAUAAUGAUUUUCAAACUUUAUUUAGCAGAGGAUUCUUUUUGAAAUGAAAUCUUGGGCAGAGUCCCAAUGUGUGAAAUGACCUGCCCAAGUGGAAGAGGAGGCAGCGAUUCCCAUUAUACCAUUCUUCUUCUUCUCUCCUUCCCUGUGAUCCCUGAGGCACCUUCCUAGGAUUGUAAUGUUCUGUAUACAACAGUAUGAAAACCAGUUCAUAUGCUAACAUUUUAUUGGGACACAGAACCCCAAAAUAAUACCUUUCAGAAGUGGAAUGGUGUAAAUUUUGUAAAUUUUAUCCCAUUUCAUAAAAUUAAGUAUUCCAUAUCUUCAUUGCCUGAAUCCCUUCAUAUAUAAAGAGAUUUUGGUCUGAAAUGUAAAGAGUUCUUUCAGCAAUAAGUC
Pipistrellus kuhlii (Kuhl's pipistrelle) is the source of this 1820-nucleotide messenger RNA. It is a transcript of the gene LMNTD1, whose product is annotated as lamin tail domain containing 1. Gene Ontology annotation, cellular component: cytoplasm; nuclear envelope. The coding region runs from base 135 to 1343 and encodes 402 amino acids. The record is from RefSeq and is a predicted model, not a curated record. The transcript is spliced from 8 exons. NCBI's taxonomy places the organism in Eukaryota, Metazoa, Chordata, Mammalia, Chiroptera, Vespertilionidae.